This is a messenger RNA of Colius striatus (speckled mousebird), 2433 nucleotides long. It is a transcript of the gene SLC44A5, whose product is annotated as solute carrier family 44 member 5. Gene Ontology annotation, molecular function: transmembrane transporter activity. The transcript is spliced from 22 exons. Lineage: Eukaryota; Metazoa; Chordata; Aves; Coliiformes; Coliidae. Gene Ontology annotation, biological process: transmembrane transport. The coding region runs from base 202 to 2349 and encodes 715 amino acids. Gene Ontology annotation, cellular component: membrane. The record is from RefSeq and is a predicted model, not a curated record.
GGCUUGGAGCAGGUGCCGAGUGGUAACUUUCUGUGCACAGAAAGGUCUGCCUACUUUGUGGCUUUCCAGUCUGAUUAGAGAAGUCUGUGGUGCUUAGCUUCUUUUAAAAUCUAUUUUAAUAGUAAUUUUGUGUAUCAGUGCUUGCUGAGGAACACAGGAGUCCAUACAGACAGCUUGCUGAAGUGAUCCAGAUACAGUAACAUGGAUAGGGACGAAGAAAACUACUAUGGAAAACACGGUGAACCAAGGAAAUUUGACCCAAAGUUCAGAGGACCUAUUCACAACAGGCACUGUACAGAUGUUAUUUGCUGUGUGAUCUUCAUAGCUGUCAUUCUGGGUUACAUAGCAUUAGGAAUUGUUGCUUGGGUGCACGGUGACCCCAGGAAAGUGAUUUAUCCAACUGACAGCUAUGGGCAGUUCUGCGGUCAGAAAGAUACCCUCAAUGAGAACAAGACCCUUUUGUUUUACUUUAACAUUCUGAAAUGUGCCAGCCCCGUAGUGUUAAUAAACCUACAGUGCCCUACAACACAGCUCUGUGUCUCAAAGUGCCCAGACAGGUUUGCAACAUACAUUGAUGUUCAGGCUUCCUACAGAUAUAAACCAGAUCAGUGGAAUUACUUCAGGCAGUUCUGCAGACCUGGUUUUAACAAUCCUCGCAAGUCUGUUACUCAAGUUCUACGUGAUGAAGAUUGUCCGUCGAUGAUCAUUCCAAGCAGGCCUUUUCUUAAGAGAUGCUUCCCAGACUUCUCCACGAAGAAUGGUGUGCUAACUGUGGCAAAUCAGACUACGUUCAAAGAUGGAAGAGGGAAAAUGAGAAAUGUAACUGAUCUCAGGGAAGCUGCAAAUGGCAUCAAUAAUGUCCUGGAUGCAAGAUCAGUUGGAGUGAAAAUCUUUGAAGACUAUGCCAUUUCUUGGUAUUGGAUUUUAAUUGGGCUGUUCAUUGCAAUGAUUGUGAGUCUGCUCUUCCUUGUGUUAUUGAGGUUCACAGCUGGGGUUCUUUUCUGGAUUUUCAUCUUUGGUGUGAUUGGAAUUAUAGGUUAUGGCAUCUGGCAUUGUUACUGGGAGUAUGACCAUCUUAAAGGAAUACCUGGAUCUGACCUCACUGUCUAUGACAUUGGAUUCCAGACAGACUUCAGAGUGUACUUGCAACUGAGACAAACAUGGUUAGCAUUUAUGAUAAUACUUUGUGUUGUUGAGAUCAUCAUCAUAUUGAUGCUCAUCUUCCUACGGAAUCGCAUCCGGAUUGCUAUUGCACUGCUGAAGGAAGGUAGUAGGGCUAUUGGCUAUAUAAUGUCUACCUUGUUCUACCCAAUUGUCACCUUCAUACUCAUUGCAAUCUGUAUUUCUUACUGGGCUGUGACAGCUGUUUUUCUGGCUACAUCAGGAGAACCUGUGUAUAAAGUAAUGGCUAAUGAAACACUGUGCAAGUAUGCAAACCUGACUUGUGACCCAGAGACUUUUAACACAACCAACGUGACUAAAUUGUGUCCAGGUGCUCAGUGUACUUUUGCUUUUUAUGGAGGAGAAGGCUUGUACCAUAAGUACAUCUUCAUUUUCCAGUUAGCCAAUGCCUUUGUCUUUCUCUGGCUGGUGAACUUUGCAAUUGCACUGGGUCAGUGUACCCUUGCUGGUGCCUUUGCCUCUUACUACUGGGCCUCUCGAAAACCAGCUGAUAUUCCACUGUGGCCACUCUUCUCUUCAUUUGGACGAGCAAUACGAUACCACACAGGUUCACUGGCAUUUGGAGCCUUAAUUCUUGCAAUUGUCCAGCUUAUUAGAAUAAUACUGGAAUACUUGGAUCACAAACUGAAAGGUACACAGAACUCCUUCACUAGAUUUCUACUCUGCUGCCUCAAAUGCUGUUUCUGGUGUUUGGAAAAAUUCUUAAAAUUUAUAAACAGAAAUGCCUACAUCAUGAUUGCAAUAUAUGGUAAAAACUUCUGCACCUCGGCAAAGGACGCGUUCUAUCUGCUCAUGCGGAAUGUGGUGAGGGUUGCAGUUCUGGACAAAGUCACAGACUUUCUUUUAUUCCUGGGGAAAAUUCUCGUGGCUGGUGGUGUAGGUGUUCUUGCAUUCUUUUUCUUCACACAGAGAAUACCAGUCUUUGCACAGGAGGCACCAACUUUAAAUUACUACUGGGUACCAUUACUGACAGUCAUUAUCGGCUCCUACCUAGUUGCACACGGGUUCUUCAGCGUCUAUGCAAUGUGUGUUGACACGCUUUUCCUCUGCUUCUGUGAAGACCUGGAAAGAAAUGAUGGAUCUACAGCAAAACCCUACUUCAUGUCAGCUAGCCUUCACCGAAUUCUAGGGAAGAAGGAGCUAAGCCCUAAGAAGGCAGUGGGAUAACUUACAUUCAGCCUCAACAUGAAGACAGUGUCACUUUUCAGCAAAACAUGUAUAAAGUAGGCAAAAGUAAAAACUGUAAAUGAU